CCUCGUCAUCUGAAAGACAUUCAAAAUGGAUCGGUUAGGGUUUUUCGAAUUGAGUUGCUUAAAAGCUGAGCACAUGCGGGGUUAGAAAGGGUUCAAGGUAACAUAAAACAAUAUAAGAACAUAGGUAAUCAUGCAAACUCAAUCAGGCAAUAUACAAAACAUCUAAGGGAUAUGGUCAUAGUGCAUUUCACGAUGGCAAGGGUUAUGAAAAGGUCAGAGCAUACAAAUAAUAAUUUAAUAUCAUGAAAUGCACUGCCCACCUCGGGGAUUUGCGAAAGUGUCUACAAACCCAUGAACGGAUUGGCAUAGAUGAUGCCGCCACCAGCCUCGGAACCAACACCAUUGCCCAAAACACCACCACCGUUAAUGCCGAUUCCCCCGCCGCCAGCUCCUCCUGCUCCGCCGCCGCCUACCAAUCCGCCCACUCCACCGCCGGACAAUCUGGAGGCCUUGCAGAGCUUCGUGGUGGCAUAGUCGCCAUCGCCCACCAGCGUGGCUAUGUCAUCGUCAUCGCCGUUCCGCGUAUUGCAACUGCUGCCCAGCAGCUGAUCGUAGCAGCUGACAUCCGUGCUGAUCACAUCCACCUCGAUGUCGUCGUCAUCCUUCUCCAGGCUAUUCCGAUUGCUGCCCCCCAGCGAGGAGUGCAGCGCAUGGGAAUCCUCAUAGCUGCCGCCGCCACUGUCAUCGUUGGCAUUGUUCGACUUGGUGUCGAUGUGGGUCUCGAACUCAUCGUGCAUGUACAGCUCCUCGUCCUCCUCCUCCUCCUCCUCCUCCUCAUCCUCCUCCUCGAGAUCCUCCUCCAGUUCGUGGGCAACCAGAUCACCAUCUUCGCCCACCUCCACACCGAGUUCUACUUCCAAAAGCGAACGACGUCGCGUGAAGACCUCGUCGUCUUGAUGAUUCGACUGCUGAUGAUGGUUCUGUGGCAAUAUCAUCACAUCCUCCUCGGCGAAACUGAGUCGCACAUUGGCACGACUGGCUCGAUUGCUACCCGUACCUGAGGCGGGACCGGAUCCGGAUCCGGUGCCUGCAGCACCAUUAUUUGCUGACGAUCCACCGUUGGGUCCAUUGAUGUACUCAUGGCUGAGACUGUUCUUGAUAUCACAGGACGACGAGCUGAACGUGAUCAGCUGGGACUUGCGUCUAUGCUGGAGCGUAUUGUAGCCAUUGACGGCGGAUAUGGUGGUCAUGGUGUGGCCUCCCUGGAGGGGCUGCUGCUGCUGAUGCUGCUGCGAUUCAAGGACAUCGAUGUUG
Drosophila subpulchrella is the source of this 1254-nucleotide messenger RNA. RefSeq lists its product as uncharacterized. Lineage: Eukaryota; Metazoa; Arthropoda; Insecta; Diptera; Drosophilidae. The record is from RefSeq and is a predicted model, not a curated record. The coding region runs from base 243 to 1001 and encodes 252 amino acids. The transcript is spliced from 2 exons.